This is a messenger RNA of Xyrauchen texanus (razorback sucker), 5759 nucleotides long. RefSeq lists its product as uncharacterized. The record is from RefSeq and is a predicted model, not a curated record. Gene Ontology annotation, biological process: cell differentiation. Lineage: Eukaryota; Metazoa; Chordata; Actinopteri; Cypriniformes; Catostomidae. The transcript is spliced from 7 exons. The coding region runs from base 297 to 4619 and encodes 1440 amino acids.
UGUGUGUGUGUGUGUGUGUGUAUCUCCGUGUGUGUGUGUAUCUCCGCGUGUGUGUGUGUCUCCGUGUGUGUGCGUGUGUGUGUGUGUGUGUGUGUGUGUGUGUGUGUGUGUCCUUGUCCAUGGGGUGUCGCCACUGAGCAGUCAUGGAUCUGAAAGUGUUUGGAAACUCCCUUCUAAUUCUCACCUGAAACAUCUCUUCAGGAUUAGGCAGCAAAGAGGAACAACUGAGUCCCAGAGUAGUGCACAGUCUUUAAAGGCUGUUCUGGCUGGUCUCUGAAUGUUCAGAAUCCUGCUCUAUGUGGAGAAAGAGUUUUCCAAGAAAACUGGAAUGUUGCGGAAAUGUCUCACCUGAACUUUCCAGACGAGAUUCACACGGACUGUCCGAUGUAAACGGAUUUUACCGCGCCGAACAAGGAAACCGAGGGAUCCGAAAGUUAAAGAGGUGCGUGAUGUCAUCUGGUCGUGAGUCUGUGGGGGACCUGAUUCCUCCAGAUAUGCUGCAGGUGUUCAAUGAGCGGCAGGGGGGACGGGGCAAGCAUGGAAGGCGACGGGCUGGAUCCUUCAGCCGCGCGUUCAAGUGGUUAAAGAGGCAGCGCAGGAAAACCCGCCGACAUGCGACAGAUAUACAUGGAGACCUGCUUGCACCUGGAUCGCCUAUAGAGUUACCAAAAUCAACACUUAACACAGGCCAUAAAGAGGAAGCUAUGGGCUCUGUUUCUCUCCAAGAGUUCCAGGAAAAUGUGUUUGUUGAAGGGAAUCGGCCUAAGCACCUGUUGGACCUGCAUACAGAGGCCCAGCAGGGCCUGAAACUGCUCCAGCAGGAGGAUGAUAAGAAUGGGAUAGACUACCCUGAUGACCAAAGUAUGAUUUCAACGGUAACAGCUCAGACUGAAGACAGCAUGAGUUUCAGUGAGCUGAGAGGAUUAGAGUCUGAGAGCACAGCUGGCGACACUGUUUCGACACACUCCUCCAUCUCCACACGUUCAACACGCUCUGGACUCAGACGCCAAGCCUCAACAUUCAGUCCUCUGAAGCCAGAUAAAACUCAGGAGAAGCCCAAGUCUCGUAGGAAACACAUGAGAACUAUUGUGGGAAUUCCACGACACAUCCAGAGAGAACUGGGGUUGGACCGGGCAGCAUGGAUCACCACCCAUUCUCUUGAUGAUCAGCUGUCCAUCGAAGGUUUUAUCCUACCCACCAUCAUUUCCACUGUGGAUGGUGGAUCCACCAGCUCUGAACAAGAGAGUGUACAAGGGCAUCUUCAGGAAGCAGGGAACUUACACACAGUUAAGGAAGAGAAUGCAGAGCUCCCCACACUGGUCAAACCCAAUGCUGAGAUUGCCCUCCAAUGGCUCAUGAACCACCCUACAGAUCCAGACAGGCCUGGAGUAGGCCCAUUAACUGUUCCUUGGUUAACCACAUCAGGGACUCCAUCAGAGAACCCUUCCAGUGCAGUGAUGUCCAUGUCACCUCAAGCCACAUACUUGUCUAAAAUAAUUCCAAAUGCUGUACUUCCCCCAUCUGUGGAUGUUGUGGAACUCAGUCGCAACCAUAGUCGCAGCAGUGUCCGAACCGUCAGUAAAAGCAGCCUGGCGUCAGCCAGCCCAGCAUCUACCCGAGCUUCAUCCAGAGUCUCUUCAAAUCAUUCCACAAUCCAUUCCAACUACUCUGGCUGGAGCUGUUCGGGAUCUUCAGAAACUUUAGUGUCAAAUUCCUCCACCCUUUCCACCAGUAGCACUCCCCGUGUGGCCAGCAGAGGAAGUGAGGUUGAAAACACAUAUAGAGAUGCCAUGCGAAACAUUCCGAGCCACGGUUCCCAUGUAGCCUUCAAAGCAACUCACGUGAAUAGGGACAUUACAGAUGAGGAAGACCGCAAAAAGACAGGAUCUGCUGGGACUUUCUCACAUAGUCUGUCAGUGAUGAAAAGGAGCAAGAGACCUCCAGUUCCACCCAGCAGGUCAUAUUCAUUACACAAUAAGAAACAGAGAUCUAAGGGUCCUUACUUGUGUGAUGCCAGCACUCUGGAUGGAUCAUCAAACUCUGUUGCCAUUACCCCACCAUAUCCUAUCAAUGGGGAAAAGGCAAUUGGUGCAGAUGAGUCCAAAUCCACUGACUCUAAGUUGAAGGCUGGCACAUACAAAUUGAAUGGCCACCCAUUUCUUCCAUCAAAGGAGAACCAAAUAACCAGCACAGACAGCAAGAAAACCUUGCUAGAAAAGCUUAAGAUGAGAAAUUACCAGCAAAUGUCUUCUGUCAGCUCAAUUUAUUCAUACACAAAUGGAACCAGUAAGCUCGCUCAACUGUUUGACAUUCCAGCCCAUCCCAAAGUACUGGCUCCCCCAGCGCCCCCUCCAGAGACCUGGGCUCAUAACCAGCACACUUUUGAACUGCUGUGUGGGCCAGGACCUGUUAACUAUGCACGUUGGGCCAAAAAUAGAGGUCUUAAAAUUGUAGAUGAACCAGACUAUAGGGCCUCGGCAAAUGCACACAACAAAGUAAAAGUACCAUUUAUGCUACAUCCAGUAGAGCUAAAAAGCAAUGUUGAAUCCUUAUCCAAAGCCUCUGUCCAUGCCCCAUCUCCAUCACCUCCUCCAGAUCAUCACCCACCAAUACCAAUCACAAGCCAAGCCAAGCCCGCUGCUCCCUCCCCAGAUAAUGUUCCUUCAGUCCCUGCACUGGCUGCCAAAGCCAUAAAGCACCUGACGUCUUGGAUCCCUCCACCACCUCUAUUUCCCGCUCCUGCCCCUCCAGUAGGCCCAGCUUCUGCAACUUUUGUUGCUGUGCAAAAUGAUACUGGCUUCCCUUCACCACCCCCUCCAUUUUCACCAAAUACUUUACAGACAAUGCCUCAGUUACCACCAGAUGUUCCACUGCCACCACCGCAAGAAGUUCCACCUACACCACCACCGCAAGAAGUUCCACCUACACCACCACCGCAAGAAAUUCCGCCUACACCACCACCGCAAGAAAUUCCACCUACACCACCACCGCAAGAAAUUCCACCUACACCACCACCACCACCACAAAAAGUUCCUACUCCACCACCAGUAGUUCCACCGACACUACCUCCACAAGAAAUUCCACCACCACAAGAAUUUUCAACUCUGUCAAUACAAAUAGUUCUACCUCCACCACUGUUACUACAAAAAGUUCCAUCUCCACUAUCACUAAAAUGUCCAACUCCACCAUCACAAGAUGUUUCCCCUAUUACACCACCAGAAGUCCCCACUUCACCAACAAAUUCAGCACCACUUUCUGCAACACAGAAAAUCCCACCCCCUCCACCAGAAGCCCGACCUUUGAAACAGAGCGUAACAUCAGUUCUGACUUCUGAUCUACAACCAUAUGUUCCUCGACCUCCUCCGCUGCCCACUGAUGUAAAGAUAGAGGCCAAAAUAACUAUGACAGAAAAAGUGGCAAAACAGCCAAGCAGUCCCACUAAUGCCAAGGAGGAGACAUCUGGUCCUGUGGUCACCCAGUCUCUCCUACAGAUGGUUCGUCUCAGGUCAGUUAAGUCCAGUCAGAGCCAGGCUGUAGAUCCUGAGAAACGUUCACCCCCCAAACAAAUGUCAGGUGUUAGUCAAGAUGCGCCUCCAAAGCCAAUCAGGCAUUCUUUGAUUAUUAAUUCACUGUCCCCGGAUGUGGAAGCUCUGUCUAGCACCGAGCUAAAAACUGAAGCUCCAUCCCCCAAAACAAAUCUAACCAUUGCAUCAAACACUCAGCAAGGAUCAACUAAAUCAAACACUCAAUCAGUUAUAAUUGCUCAGAAAACGCAAAUAACGAGCCUUGAGCCAUCAGCUACAUGUACACUCACUGAUACAAAUAACAAGCCAGCUCCUGCUGAACCAACAACUAAACAACUCAGUGCUGAACCAGAGAAAAAUCCCAAUACCCUUGUGGAACAAAUCCAACCUACGUCAUCUGAACCCGCAACCCUGCCAAGUACAAUGGAACCAAAGGACCAAUCAGUCAAUAGUGAGCCAAAUACCCAAUCUAAUGCACAAGAACCCUACAAAACCCCUGAUAAUUCAGAGAAGCAAUCAAGCACCAUUGAAAUACCAUCAAAGUCAGACGAUGAUGAACCAAAAACCCUUAUACCAAGUACAAAUCUUCCUGUUGUCUCUGCUGCACCCCCAAUUGUUUUGGCACCAGUUAACCCCUCCAUGCGUCUCCAGGAUGCUAUUCGUGUGAAAGCUGCAGCUAUGUCUUCAAAAGACAGACAAGCCAAAUGUUUUGGUUUGGGCUCCCCUUCCCCAUCUGUAGGCAGCAGCACUGUACCCACCUCCCCUGCAUCGGCCAGCUUCAUUUUCUCCAAGAGUACAAAGAAGGUUGUAAUAGAGACACCGUCAUCCUCAGAGGUUCAGGCUGACCUGAGAAAGACUCUGGUGGCAGAGGUAGCUUCUGUCUCUGAUUCAGCUAAGUCUAGUGAUUUAAACAAGAUGACGACCAAAGUUCCUCCUCCUGUUGCUAAGAAACCCAAAGCAAAGGCUGAAAGCGUCACUCAGAACUCUGCAGAGACCGAGUCUAUAGUUGAGACUGGGCAUGUGCAAACAGAGACUGUACAAACUGCCGGACAGGAAGUACAGAUAGAGACAUCUGAGAGCACAUCAAAUGAAUAAGUCAAUUAAUGUUUGACUGAUUGAUUAACACUUGAGUUUUUGCUUUUUUCGCAAACAAAACCAGGCUUUAGAUAUUAAGACCAAACUAUUUAGCUGAUUUUUCAAAAAGGUUAAUACAAAAAAGUCUUUAUGUACAGAUAUGCAUAUUGCACUUUUUGUACACUGGUUUAGUGUAACUGAUUCCCAUUCAUCAUGGGAAUACCACUGGUAUUUCAAUGUCACUAGUUUUGGGCUUGGUAUGACAAAUAAUCAUGGAAUGAUAAAUAUUCAUAUUUUAUUUAUGUGUCCUCAGUCCUAGAAAGAAGACAUACUACCUUACAGUUUGUCAAAACUUGUCACUCCUGACCAUUAGGCAGUACUGUAAGAAUUGUAAUGAGGCAGUAAGCAGGGAUAAUUUCAACCAUGAGAAGUCAGUCACAGUUUGUUGUGACCAAUAAAACUCAAUGGUUGAAUUUUACAGAGGAAGCCAACCAGACAUUUGUGUAUGCAUGAAUAUAAGAGCAGUAUACAAUAAAAUGAAAUUAAGGUAAAGAAUGUAAGUGAAAGGAAAUAAAGGCUAAAUAAAAAGUGCAAGAAGCCACUUAUUUUGGGCCGGAACAAAAAAUUUGUUUUGUAUUACAACUUUAUAGUUCAUAAUUAUUUAUAAGCCCAAGAUUUAUAGUGUCUUGCUAUCUAUAUAGGAACAUUAAGGUAAGUGUAAGAGAAAAAGGAUGAAUGGAGCAGAGGCAGUGUUUUCUCACAUAAUCGUGAGUGCGCAAGUAGCACCGAGCAGGUGGUCAGACAAUCAUGUAACUGCAAUUGAGCUUAAGCAAAAUGUUUGUCAUAUUUCUGUAAUUAAUGUUGGUCUACUUUGUUUUUAUUUUCAGAAAGAAGUUCGCUAGUUUACAGAGUCAAUGUACAUUACUGUCAAUGGACUGGACAAAUAGAAAAAAAAAUAUUGUUUGCUUUUAAUAUAUGAAAUUUUUCUUAUGCACUAUUCUUACUUUUUUAAAUGUUCCUUUAAUUUCAUCUUUUGUCUUUGAUUAAAAUCUCUUACUAAGGAGAAAAGUCUUAUUUACGUAUCGUUUCAAAACAAGAUUUUGUACAAAAGAAAGUUUAUUCACUGUAAUGUUUCAUCAUGUGACAAGAGUAAAGGCUGUA